Penicilliopsis zonata CBS 506.65 is the source of this 1678-nucleotide messenger RNA. RefSeq lists its product as hypothetical. The record is from RefSeq and is a predicted model, not a curated record. Gene Ontology annotation, biological process: amino acid transmembrane transport. Gene Ontology annotation, molecular function: amino acid transmembrane transporter activity. Gene Ontology annotation, cellular component: vacuolar membrane. Lineage: Eukaryota; Fungi; Ascomycota; Eurotiomycetes; Eurotiales; Aspergillaceae. The coding region runs from base 288 to 1643 and encodes 451 amino acids. The transcript has 10 exons.
ACUCUACUUGAAGAAGAGGAAGAAUGAUAUAUAGAUUGAAGCCGGCAAAACCAUUAACACCGACUAUGUUCGGCAUCCCGCAACGGGAAAAUCCACGUCUCCACUCAGGUUCCCCGAGGGAAAGAGUUUUUCUUGGCUCAAUCCAAGAAGCAAAAUUAUGCGAAAGUUACAGUAAAGUCAAUGCUGGCAUAGUCAGUUUUGCUCCUGUCCAACAGCAAAGCUUCAAUUCCAUUCCCGGAAGUGUCGACCUGUAGAAUCGGGUUGAGUAGAAGCCAGGUCCGGCCACUAUGAGCGACGAAGAGUCAUACCCCGUUGACCGGAAGGCCGUGAUCGACGGGCCUCUUGAAAAGGAUGGCAAGAAAGCCUUGUCCACCAAGGAGCUGGAGCCCUUUGGCAAUGAGGAAACCGCAGAGGUCAAGUACCGGACCAUGAAGUGGUGGCACUGCGGCAUGCUGAUGAUUGCUGAAAAUGUCUCGGUGGGAAUUCUCUCUCUCCCGUCUGCAGUGGCUACACUUGGAAUGGUGCCUGCUGCCAUUGUGAUUUUGUUUGUGUCUGCUCUCUCAUGGUAUACGGGCUACGAAAUUGGCCAGUAUAAGCUUCGUCACCCCGAGAUUCACAGCAUGGGAGACGCCGGAGAACUCCUGAUGGGUCCCAUUGGCCGUGAAAUCCUCGGACUUGGCCAGCUCCUCUUCCUGAUCUUCCUGAUGGCCAGCAACAUCUUGACAUUUAACAUCUUGAUGAAUGUGCUCACUGGACACGGAGCCUGCACUUUGGUCUUUAGUGUUGUUGGUCUGAUCAUCUGCUUCCUUGGCGCCCUCCCUCGGACAAUGGACAAGGUCUAUAUCAUGUCUGUCGUUUCCUUUGUGAGUGUCUUUACUGCCACUCUGGUGACGAUGAUUGCUGCGGGUGUCGAGAGCAAGGGCCAUAUCACAAUCCAUGCUACCACCGAUGUCAGCUUCCGCGACGGUUUUCUGGCAGUAACAAACAUCAUCUUUGCCUAUCUCGCCCAUGUUGCCUACUUUGGUUUCAUGUCCGAGACCGAGGACCCCCGGACUUUCAACAAGUCGCUUGCGAUGCUUCAGAUCAUUGACACAGUCCUCUACCUCGUCAGUGCUCUCAUCAUUUAUCGCUAUGUUGGACCGAAUGUCUCGUCGCCUGCCAUCUCGUCCCUGAGUCCACUGAUGAGCAAGAUCGCCUGGGGCCUUGCUAUCCCGACAACUAUCCUGUCGGGUGUCGUCUUGGGUCAUGUCGCGUGCAAGUACAUUUAUGUGCGCCUGUUCCGUGGCUCAGACAAGAUGCACACCCGCAGUCUGUUAUCCAUUGGAACCUGGGUCGCCAUUUGUAUUGGCGUGUGGGUUGUAUCAUGGGUUGUGGCAGAAUCCAUUCCUGUGUUCAAUGACCUACUGAGUCUUAUUAGUGCAUUGUUUGGCAGCUGGUUCAGCUUUGGCCUUCCUGCCAUUUUCUGGUUCCACAUGAACAGAGGCCGAUACUUCAAGACCUUCCAGAAGACAUGCAUGACGAUUGUUAAUAUUGGUGUCCUGGCAUGCGCCAUUGCUAUUUGCGUCUUGGGUCUGUAUGUGUCUGGAGUUGCCAUUCACAACGACGCCGCCUCCAGCAGCUGGUCUUGCGCCAACGAUGCGUGAUUCUUGAGUAGCCUGGAUGAUGCCUAAACGGCCUU